Molecule: messenger RNA, 1335 nt
Organism: Hevea brasiliensis (rubber tree)
Lineage: Eukaryota; Viridiplantae; Streptophyta; Magnoliopsida; Malpighiales; Euphorbiaceae
Exons: 6
Coding region: 293-1111 (272 amino acids)
Source: RefSeq, a predicted model, not a curated record
UACUGUAUAUAAUGAAAUGAAAGCAAACACGCAUGUCGUCAUUGUAUAACGAGGGUGUUACGCCAAUGCCACUUGUGAUUUGAGGUUCAAAGAAUAAUACGACAUUAUUGGAAUCCCUGUCGCUUACCGGGAUCAUUAUUUAAAGGAUAAAAACGACACAUCGUUCUUAAAGGAAGAGGUUUGCCUACUUCCUCCAUGAUCCAUCGCCACAGCUGCAGGCUCUGUCCAUAACCAAAAUCAAUGCAAAACGAGCUUCGGUAGGGUUUGCAGAGGACUCGAAGAAAUCAAACUGAUGGGACGCCACGGCGCUAUAGAGGCGGCGAAGACGGUCAUCGAGGUGGCCGACGUGGCCUGGAAAGCCAUGGAAUUUACCCAUCACCAUCAACUCCACAACCACAACCACGAAAAUCAGGAAAAGGACGCCAAGUGUGCGACGAUAGACGAAGAAUUGGAGUCCUUAAGAUCCGAAAAUCAGCGUCUAAGGAACCAGCUGGAGCAGAAUUUGAAACUUCUCCAAAAUUUAUCCGAAUCGCCUUGCUUGUUAAAUGAUUGCCCCCCUGAUCUAUACAGCCGCCUAGUUGCUACUGUGGAUUCUGAAAACUUCUUGGUUCGACUUAAAUCCCUUCAGCAGGCUUCAGCUAACAAAACUAUGAUUGAAUUCCCUUUCAAGGAGGCUACAGGGGAUGAUAUUCAUUCUGCUGAAAUUCUGAUUAAUGUCUCUCAUGAAGAACCUAGUUGGUGGGUCUGGGUCACAGAAGAAAUGGUUCCCAACCAGGUUGAAGAACAGAGUGGAAUUGAUGAUGAAAAUUAUGUAGUUGUUACUGAGGAACAUGUGGUGGAUGGUGUUGCCAACUUUAUGGCUAAAUGCAUUUUGUCAAAUCCAAAGGCUAAGAGUAUGACACCGGAGGAGCUGCAAAAGACUGUGGCAAAAGCAUUAGGGGGUGUGAGCAAAUUUGAGAAGAUAUUAGAUAUUUGGCAUGCAGGACAGCUGUUUUAUACCUUGGCUACCUGGGGACUUGCCCUGUGGGGGUUGUAUCGGAGUCGAGGUGUACUAAAACUCGCUGCAAAGGGCGUUCACACCACUAGCAAAGUGGUUUUAAGGGCAAUUUGAAGAAAGCCACUCUAUUGCAAUGAGCAAAAUAAAUUAUAAAUUUGUAAUACUACAUUAAUUAUGUGGGACCAUCUAGUGUCAUCCUGUGUGCAAAUUCUAUUUAAUUCCUCUUUUCUAUCAAUGUAAAUUCUUGUAAAUAUCAUUGGUUUCCACUUCUACUCCUUUCAAUAAUUGAAUUGAUUGAUUUAUUCUCCUUGAUGAUUAGGAGGAUGUAAUUUCUUGUA